AUGCUCGACGAAGACAAACAAAAUUUCUUGAAGAAGACAAACUUCUACACAUUUAUAGCUGUAAAUCCACAUAAAUUCAUGAAGACAAACGAACGGAAUGCCAGAGACUCACAAACAGCUGCUAGAAGCAAAAUUAUUGGUGAACUUGUAGCUUUAGCUUUUAACAUGAAGACUACUUUGGACGGCGAUGAAAUAAAAAAGCGUUUUAUUUUAAACAAAAUUUGCAUAUUUCGUUUUAAUAAAAAUAAAAUGCAACUUGGAAUUAUUAAACAGAAUGAAACUGAAACAGCGAGUUAUAAGCGCCUUUGA
Messenger RNA from Clunio marinus, 309 nucleotides. The record is from the annotation of a GenBank genome assembly. NCBI's taxonomy places the organism in Eukaryota, Metazoa, Arthropoda, Insecta, Diptera, Chironomidae.